Morone saxatilis (striped sea-bass) is the source of this 10043-nucleotide messenger RNA. RefSeq names its product thyroid hormone receptor alpha. Gene Ontology annotation, molecular function: RNA polymerase II cis-regulatory region sequence-specific DNA binding; zinc ion binding; nuclear receptor activity. The transcript is spliced from 8 exons. The record is from RefSeq and is a predicted model, not a curated record. Gene Ontology annotation, biological process: negative regulation of transcription by RNA polymerase II; cell differentiation; retinoic acid receptor signaling pathway. Lineage: Eukaryota; Metazoa; Chordata; Actinopteri; Moronidae. Bases 383 to 1609 code for a protein of 408 amino acids.
AAACAGAGUAGCCGUUCCUCCCAGCAGCAAGUCUGAGGCGGAGAGCUACUGUUGCCUCAGAUAUCUCAGCUGAUAGCAGCAGCUCCAGGUUCUGCUCCACUCUACUGUACUUCACCGGCACCGACUUAAGCUCUCGGGUCACUGAGAGGUUGGUGGCAGGGGAUUUAAGGACCUCCCCUUAGAGGUUUAUAGAAAGCUGCCGGUAGCUACAUUCAGACUCGUCCACUGUUAAGGAAGGGGAACUAUCCUGAUACCAACCAACCGGAGAAACAGCAGUCAGAUCACUUGUAAACAAAGCUGAAUGGGACACGUGUACUAGACUGCUGAGAGGCUGCAACAGCAGAAAGAGUUCUUCUUGUGACACUCCUACAAAGAGAGCAACAUGCAUAUAUUACAGCCGUACUGCAUCAACAGGUGGCCAGAUGUGCCGAAGAGAAAGAGCAAGAAUAGCCAGUGUUCGGUGAAGAGUAUGUCUGCUCUUAGUGUCUCUGUUCCAGGGUACAUCCCCAGCUACCUGGAGAAGGAUGAGCCGUGUGUGGUGUGUGGGGACAAAGCGACUGGCUACCACUACCGCUGCAUCACCUGCGAGGGUUGCAAGGGUUUCUUCCGCAGGACCAUCCAGAAGAACCUCCACCCGGCUUACUCCUGUAAAUAUGAAGGCUGCUGCAUCAUCGACAAGAUCACCCGCAACCAGUGCCAGUUGUGUCGGUUUAAGAAGUGCAUCUCUGUGGGCAUGGCCAUGGACUUGGUGUUGGACGAGUCGAAGCGCGUGGCCAAGCGGCGUCUCAUCGAGGAGAAUCGACAGAGAAGGAAGAGGGAGGAGAUGGUUCGGACGCUGCAGACGAGGCCAGAGCCAAGCACCGCGGAGUGGGAGCUGAUCAGGAUGGUCAGCGAGGCCCACCGGCACACCAACGCCCAGGGCUCCAGCUGGAAACAGAAGCGCAAGUUCCUGUCAGAUGAUAUCGGCCAAGGUCCGUUGGUGCCCACUUCCGAUGGAGAUAAGGUGGACCUGGAAGCAUUCAGCGAGUUCACCAAGAUCAUGACCCCCGCCAUCACGCGCGUUGUCGACUUUGCCAAGAAAUUGCCCAUGUUCUCAGAGCUGCCUUGUGAAGACCAGAUCAUUUUGCUGAAGGGCUGCUGCAUGGAGAUCAUGUCGCUGCGUGCCGCUGUACGCUAUGAUCCAGAGAGCGAGACGCUGACGCUGAACGGCGAGAUGGCUGUCAAACGCGAGCAGCUGAAGAACGGCGGGUUGGGCGUUGUGUCAGACGCCAUCUUUGAUUUGGGCAAGAGCCUGGCUCAGUUCAACCUAGAUGACUCGGAGGUGGCUCUGAUGCAGGCCGUGCUGCUCAUGAGCUCAGACCGUUCAGGGCUGACCAGUGUGGAGAAGAUCGAGCAGUGCCAGGAGGCAUACCUGCUGGCAUUCGAGCACUACAUCAACUACCGCAAGCACAACAUUCCUCACUUCUGGCCCAAGCUGCUGAUGAAAGUGACAGACCUGCGCAUGAUCGGAGCUUGCCACGCCAGCCGCUUCCUCCAUAUGAAGGUGGAGUGUCCCAACGAACUCUUUCCCCCGCUCUUCCUGGAGGUCUUUGAGGACCAGGAAGUGUGACUUACAAAACGUUGAGCCCCCUAAAAAAACCCUGGCCACAGAAGGAAAUAAAUGGGUUGGCUUUUGGUAGAAGAGGAAGUGUGUGGGAAGGACAAGAGGAGAAGAGAAACUGGAUUUGUUUUUUUCUUUAGUGGGAACAUGCCCUGUAAACUUUGUUUUUUGUCCCUUUUUUGUCACCCACAAGACCCACCACCUGCCACCAGCAAACACACAUCAACAUCACCAGAGAGAAACACUGACAAUCCAGCUUUGCUUUUUGUCAUUCUGAGAGGUACACACACACACAGACAGUUGUAAACCGUUAGAUAGAUAUUCACAGAUUCCAAACACACUGCCAUGAACAUACAGUAAAUCUAUAUGCAAAUUUCAGCAAUUAACUCUUCUUGCACCUGUAUGGACAAACAGCUGUACUCUACACUAAUGCAAACUGAGGGGCUUGGUAAUGUCUCUAUUCCCUCCACACCCACCUGUCAACUAAAAAAAUAUAUUUUUAAUGUCCGGGACCUGACCAGUAGCUCCUCAGACAGUCCCUACUCCCACCACACACCCGUUGCCCCCGCAUCUCAAUAACCGCAAUGGCGUCCCCUGUCUGCAGGUGCAGCCCACCCCCUCAGUCCACAGAGGCGCUGUGAGUGUUUGUCGACCUACCUCCCUCACGUACUGACCUCUCUAUCUCUCUGUCUCACAUACUCACAGAGACGCACACCUAAACUCUUACCUCAUACCUUAUAAAUUGUAUUUCCUCAUUUAUUGUGUGGGUGGUGGUAAUUUAUUGAGAAAACAUGGAGCCAUGUAGUCCUCAGUUACCCAUGUUACCUCUUUGAUAGUGUUACAGUGGGAAAACUUUAUAUAAAGUCCUUAUCUAUAAUGUAUUAUUUACACACACACCUGCAUUGCACAUAGUAAUAAUGCAUUAUAACAGUUGCUUUGUGCAUUAUUAUGUCUAAUAACUACAGCUAUAAGACAAUAUAGGUAUGAUUAUAACGGAUUAAAAGUUUUAAGAUGUUCUGAACGUCAUGGUUCUCUCUGUGAAUGUACUGAAUAAGGAGUGUGCUUCAAGAAAUUGUGUAUUGAUAUCUAGUAGGCCUUAAGGUUUGAGGUAAAAGCUUAAAGCAGUGGUUCAGCAUUUAGCUUUUUUGCCAACAGUUGGAUGAGAACAUUGAUACCACUGUCAAACACAUGAAGCUACAGCCAGCUGCCAGUUAGCUUAAUUUACACUUAAACUAUAAAAGACUGCAAAAUGUUAUCUCAGCUUUGUCCAAUAUAAAUAUAAAAUAUAAAUACGACAUAUUGCAGUGUUACGUGCUAUAGACUUUUUUAUUUCUUUUUCUUAUUUCGUUUUACCUUUGGACAGAGCCAGGCUAGCUGCUUCACUGAAUAAGCAUAUUUCCCAAAAUAACAAAUAUGUGUGUCCGGAGUAAUAUAUUUCGUCUUUUCAUCAGAUAAAAAUGUUUUUUUAAUGCUUUGGUUUAUCACCAAAUACCUUCAAAACUAAUGACAUAUCCACCAGUCUCGGCUGUACUUUGUGUUUAGUGCUAAUUAUCAAAAUCUUAGCAUGCUAAACUAAGAUGGUGAGCAUAGCAAACAUUAUUUGCUAAACUUAAGCAAGCUAAAGCAGUGAUAAUAAAUAUUUGUACAUUAUCAAUAGUUGACUUCUUGUUUGCAGCCGUUUUCCUCAAAAACUUUCUAAAAACCCACAACAGGCUAGCUAUACAUCAGAAUGAGAGAAUUAGUAGUUAGCUGUGGACAUACGGUCGUAGAGCAUUUAGCAGCUAAAGAUCUCCCUCAGAGGGCUAAAAAGAAAAUAUUGGACUUAAAUUCAACACAGCUCCAACUGAAUGCUAAUGCUGCUAAGUAAUCGCUCGAUGUGUAAAUAAGCAACUGUUUGUGUUGUGUUGACAGUUUGUUUUUGCUGCCCCCAAGAGGCCAGAACAAAGCAUUGCUUAACACUGCUAUUCUUAGCAUGUUAGCAUCACAACCGCUUCCAUUUUUACAUGGACUGCGUAUAGCUUGUGGUCAGGAUAAUCGCAGGAUAUCUGUCUACCCUGACAGCAAGAGGCCUUACUGCCUGCCGUAACCCCAUUCCUCAUUCAGUAUGUUUACAGAAAGCACUCUUUUAUUCCUGUACAUGCAAAAUGGGCAGAAAGAAAAAAAUGAUUAUAUUGUUGAGACACAUUAUGAGCAUUUUGAAAAUAGUGUAUCUAUAGGCUACAUAGGAUGUGUUUUCAACACUUCUUUCAUUAAAAGAAACAUUUCAAAAUCACAAUACAUGUAGGUGCAAUAUAUGAAUACCUCUCUGACACAUACCUCCUGUUUUCAUUACCUCACACACACACACAUAUUACACACACCCAUUCAGUUGAUGUAUUACCUCAGUUGUUUUGUUGCUCAUCUCUUCUGCCGGGCUGCACCACUCUUCCUGUCUCCAUAUGUGUGUUUGUCUUCUCAUUGGAGCCCCGUUGUGUUAUUCGCAUCAUAGCCCCGCCUCCUCACCUCCCCGCUGUCUUGUGAUAGGUUCAGUGCUGGCAGACGGUGGUGGUGGUGGUGGGAAGGGAUUUUGUCACUUACCUCUGCAGGCCUCCCCUGUCAUCUGUACCUGUUUCAAGUCCAGCCUGAAACCCACAGAUUCUACCUCACCCCUCAUCUAAGCGCAGCUGCCCCCUGUCUGCAACACACUGACAUGCAUGCACAUAUAUAUAUAUAUAAUAUAUAUAUAUAUACAUACUCGAACGUACACAGAGUGCACAAAUGAGUCGCCAGCAUGGACCCGUUGAGUGUGCUGCUGCACUCACAGCAGGUCUUUUAAACGGGCCAUGGAUUAACAUUUUACAGCUGACAUGGCAGACUUUGUAAUUUUCUCCCCUUUUUACAUUUUCAUCACACACCAUGUGGGACCAACAGUCACUUUGGAUUCUCUUUUUAUUUGGAAACCUGAAAUGACAGCGAGGGCAGGAGUGAGUUUAUUGCAGUAUGCUGAUGGAACUUAAAGGAAACGACAGCUGGAAGCUGAGACUCCAGUGGAAGCCAUUUUGGCCCGAUUGGGCCAAGCCAACGGACUACUGUGGGUGGUAACUGGGAGGUAAAUGAGCAGCAAGUGAGUCAGCAGUAUUCACCUGUGGAUAUCGUUUCAUCCUGGCCGGGGAGGGAAAUUGAGUGACUGUGGCGGGUAGCGAUGUGAUAGCAGACCACCACACAAAAAUAGGCCCUUGUUCUCGCACCUACACUACACCUGCAGAUCCUUCCCUCGCCAUCGCAGGAGAAAUGGACACUAAGCAAUUUGAAAGACUUUCUGAGCGACUGUCCUAUCCCAGAAACUCACAAUAUGAGUUACACACUGCUGGAAUAAGCUCCACCAACCAUAUCCCAAAUUGCCAUCCACUACAAAUGACUAUCAGGUUUUUUUCUGUUGCACUAGAACCACAAUGUCUGUAUCCCUUAGUAGCCCAGAACCCUUACCCUUUAACCCACCCCCCCCAACAUCUUUCCCUUCCCUGCCUGUCUUAAGCAGUCUUAACAAUAUUCACUAAAUUGUGAAUUGUCACACACAUGUAGAAACGCACACAGUCCGUUAUCUAGGCUCUUGAUUACCUGUUGGACCCAACGAGGACUGUGACAUGGCCUUCAGGCGCCGCCACUCUGUGUUCUGUUCUAAUCUAUGUUGCAGGGUAUUAAAAUAGAACCGUAAGCUCUAAUUAUACAGGGAUAUACACGCACAGCAGCAGCAGCAGUAACACACACACAGCAAUAGGAUGAUCAAGCAGUAACGUUUCACACCCGCCACCUCCGGGCCUUGCGUGUUUGGACUGUACUUUGCUCACUAUCACUGUGAAUGAAAGCCAUGCUGCAACCGGGCCAUGGCUCAGACAGGGAACCUGCUCGCUUAGUAGGUCUGACAUGCUAAUGUGCCUCACAGAGGCCGGAAAUAGAGAUACACAUUAUACACUAUACAGAAGCAUAUAUUGUGUAUAUAUAAAUGUUAGAGUUAUUGUAUGUGGCAUUCGAUCUAUCAGUGGCUGAAUUUAUGCUGCCAGCUCAAAUCAGAUCAUGAAUCUGUCCGAGCAGUCAUGUAGCAGAGGGUGUCAGAAUCAGUUUACCCAGCUGUAUUAAUAUCCGUAAAGUAAUAUAUAUGCAUUGUUUGCAGUUGACGUCAUAUUGCAUUAUGAUGCCUUAAGUAUAAAUACAUCUGCUUUCUCCCUAUUUUAAACAUGAGAUCAGGUCUGGUCCAUAUAGCUCGAUAAUUUCAGGUUUAGAUUUUAACUGGCAGCACAGCCACUCUCUCUCUCACUCUCUUUCUCUCACUCUCUUUCUUCCAGCCAAAUGAUCACUGGAGAAAUCCUCCCUCCUCUGCCCGUCCUCUUAAAAAACCACACCAGCACCACAGAGCACACUGCCUUCAGCCAUGAUCAGUUGUACCAGCAUAGCAGAGAGACAGGCCAACAGUCACUGACCAUCCUCCUCACCAAAAAGCCAUUUUACCUGGACUUCACUGCUAGCUACGAUCAUGUUCACACAGCGGGCAAAUCCAGUUCAAAUCUGUGUCAUUUUUAAUCGACCAGACUGAAUCUGGGUCCAGGCAAUAUAUUAAUUUGCUGUCUAUAUGACCAUGGUCGUCAUAGUGACCAGGCAACCAGGCACACAGUGUCGAGGAACACGUUUUCCACAUGACCAACCACUCAAUAUGCUGCAACAAAGCCGAUGACACGCAGUGCUUAUUACUAACUUUAUGGCUUCAUGACCUCCUCGCCGUGUAAUCAUGAGAGGAGGCGUUGAGCCUGAGAAAGGUUCCUUUUUCUUUUCUUUCAAGAUGUAUCUUAAUUCAAAAUAGAAAAAUGGAUUUGAUCCGCAUGUUUGAACAUGGCCAGGGUGGUGGUACAUGAGGCAGUUUUUGCAGGCGAAGCCCAAUGGAAAUGCCUCCCAUUAUAAAGAGCCACAGAGUCAAACACGUGCGUACUUGUGCCAGUAGAGCACUAAAAGCAGCACUGCUAAGGCCCAUGAGAGUUGCCUCUCUCCCUCUGUACACCCUGUGUUACUUUCUGCACUUCCUACCCGAGCUGCAAAAUCUCUGUCUCUUAGGGUGAAGUUAGGGUUAAGUUUUAUGUUCGUUUACAAUUAACUAAAAUGUGAAGCUCUGUCGCUGCAGCAUGGCUCAAAACUAUAACAACCACUCUGAAACAGGUCAUCUUUCCACAAAUAAACUACUUUUAUUACUUACCCAGGGAAAACAUAUUUGUCAAUAACACCUUUUUCCUAACAUCUAUCUUUUCCCGUCCUUCCAUCUCUACUCCCCCACAUUCCCAUUCUAGUUCCUGUUUUAUCAAUCUUUUUCCGAUUCUACAUCCUCACCCCUGUCCCAUUUCUCUAUUUAACUCCUUCACUCCUCUUUCCUUCACCCCCAACACACAUCCCCCACGCACACACACACACACACACACACACACACACACAGAUUUGCAGAAAGCUACGCCGACUCAUACGAACACUCUUGGUGGAGAAAGACGACAAUCCCUGCAGGAAUAUGUCCACAUGUGGAAUGUAAAAUACUGAAAUUGUACGAUUAAAGACACAGUGUGAAGUCCCACAAUCAUGUUGUUUUGAUGUUGUUGAUGUUGCUUUUGUUGUGCACCAAGUGUUCGUUGUUAUGCUUAUUCUGGAGCGGAUGAGUUAGCAGGUGGGGUUAAAACCUUGAUCAUGUGACAGACUGCUACUGAUAAGUCCUUUUUUUAAUAUUGUAUGUUUAUAAAAGUGGUGUGAGGACUGAAAACCUUGAGCGAUGUAAAGCAAGAGAUGAAGUGACUUUAUUUUGGAUAGAGAAAAAAAAGCUCUUUUUUUUUAAUGAUUAUUAAUUAAUAUUAAGUCUCUAUUACUUUGCAUCUGAUUUUCUUGGUAAGUGAAUGUCUGUCUAUCUGUGGUGAUGCUUUACUGUGAGAAAAUGGCUGUAUAUGCAGUGGUAGCUAGUGCUAACGUCACCCAAGGGUCAUGGUUCAAAUCACCUUCAGUUUAGCUGGUUGAAAAAAAAGUCUUCAUAGCUCUUUUAAACAGCCUGCUAUUCAGUUCCUAAGAGAUGUAAUCCUAUUUAGCAUUUUAACUUUUUAGUUGCCUUAUUCUGGUUUUAAAAUCAGCAAUUAAAUGUGUUACAAAUUCAGAAUAACACAGGCGCACACAUUUUUAGGAAUAGGCCCAUCGGUCACGUACUAUUAUCUAAUGAGAGUUUUGGCACCAGACCUAGCUCUGUAGUGUGUAUGCUAGCACUUUAAUAUACACUAUGUAACUGUAGGUGACAUGCCUUACUCUCAGUAUAACCUUUUAGUAACACAAAUUUGGCACAGGUUUGGAUUCAUACUUUUCAGAAAUUAUUUAAAACACAUUCUCAAGUUUUAAUGUCUGCAAUUGGGUUUUCCCAUCUUUUUUGUCAGGUAGCACCACCGCUGCCUGUGAUAGGUUGAGAUAGUGGAGACAAGACCCUAGUACAUUCUUCCUUAUGAGCCUUAAACUCCAUUAAUUAAACAACGCUAAUCAUAAUGUUUCUUUAAGACACAGGAGUUUUUUUAAAUUCAGCUUCUGUCAGCCAUUAGAGGAGCCGCAACUAACUAGUGGGAUAGCUUGACAAUUUAUGUAUAUGUAAAUAAAAUAAAAAACAUAACCAGAACAAAUUUCACUGACUAUCACGUGGAGUUUAAUGUCACUUCAGGCUCAAGGUUUUCGGAAUAUGAUGAGCUGCAAAUUAAUAUCAUAUCUUCUCUUCUUCUUCUUCUUAGCAUGCACAUUGCUUAGCUCUAACAGCUGUCUGAUGACUAGCCCCACUCUCAUAUUGGGUAAGGUGGAUCAAUGGGCCAAAGCCCCUCAAAAGGAAAUGUAUUUACUUCAAAGAAACUCCAGCUAACGUCACAGAACAACACAUUUGAAGCACAGUUUGACUUGUACUUGUACAAUUAAUACAUGUUUUUUUAGAGGCUGUACGAACAUUAUUGGUGUGUCACCUCACACAGCAACAGUACAUUAAGUGCAUUGCCACUAAAUACAAUUAAUACCUAUGUUUUCCUGACGGACUGCAAUGUAAUUGGAGUGGGGGGAGGUGGGUGAACCUUAUGUUUCAAUAUUUUAGAGUAAGAACGUCCACAGUAACAUUAAUACUUUAUCUGGACACUCCCCUUAGAAUGAAACGGCAUUACUCUCCCCACAAUAUCUCCAAAUAAUGACAAAGUAUUGGUACAGCUUAACUUAUGAUUAAUAACUAAACAUAUCAAACAAACCUUAUAACCCUCAAGAUAUAAAUCUGGGAAGAUAAAACAUUGAAAGAACCUUUCCCUGCUCAUCCAAAAAAAGUAAGACUAUUCUCCGCUCAGCAAUAAGAAAAAUCACAUAACCCUCGCCGUCCCUAAUCAUUUUCAUACAGUCCCUUAAGACUCAUUAUGGAUGCAUACAGUAUUGUUUCUGCUUCCAGUACGAUUAAUAGGUUACUAUUUUAAGUUCAUUGUAAACUGCAGUUACACCAAAUCCAUUAUCCCAUUAGUUUAGCUGAAAGUAAAUGAACCUGAAUCCUGCCUUCCACAGUUUCUUGGGCUGCAUCACUCGCUAAGCUGGGUCAAGAGAACAACACCCACGUCCUGAUCUUAGCCUUUAGAUUGCUCAAAUGUAUCUGACCUUAGACCAGAGCUCGUCUUGCAAUGUAUACAUCUGCCGUGUAUUAAUCUCAAUGUUGUGAUGAGAAUAUUGAUGGAAAAAAAAGCCUCACCAUACAAAAACGAAAGAGUAAAGAAACAAAAAAUCACAAAAUAGAUACCAAAAAAAGAGAUUUGUACAACUUUUCAUACCUCAUUGUACUGCUAUGUGCCAGAGUGACGGAGGGGGAGUGAUCAGUCUGAAGUGAGGAAAUUCACCAGAAGUUCUCAAAAUGGUGGCUUGAAUAGUUUAGUUGGGAGCCUGUCCACGUCCCUAAACAAACUCAAAAUGUGUUAUAGAGGGUGGAUGAAUUUGGUAAAACUGCUUACAGAAUCUUUUCUGGUUGUAAGAUACAUCAUUGUGACAAUGUAUGAAACAAAAAAGAAAAUACAUGCACUUACUUUGUUUUGUCCAUAAGGAACUGACGUCAAGGAAUAUGAAGCCAUGCUGUGAGUAUUUAUCAUCAGCUGGCAGAUAUUUUUUCCUUCUCUAUGUGUGUUCUGCCCUGAGGACUGAUGUUUCAGGACAAGAGUUGGAGUGCAUUGAAUAGUUUGGCCAAAUUAAAUACUUAAAUGCAAAUUACAUUUUUUUAAAUAGUCGGCAGGGGCAAAGAAAUAAAAAAUGGUGCUCCUGCCACCCCCUAAACAUUUUCUGAAGAGCAAUGUAUCCUCUUCAAGCUUUCAAAUCUCCUUAGGUGCAAAUAUGCAGUUACACUUCUUUGUGUCCAGUGUACUUUAAAGCUGCAGUAGGUACUUUUUAUAAAAAAAAAAUUUUU